Carassius gibelio (silver crucian carp) is the source of this 1722-nucleotide messenger RNA. Its product is annotated as pentraxin fusion protein-like. The transcript has 4 exons. Bases 936 to 1610 code for a protein of 224 amino acids. The record is from RefSeq and is a predicted model, not a curated record. Lineage: Eukaryota; Metazoa; Chordata; Actinopteri; Cypriniformes; Cyprinidae.
GUUUUUAACAAGUUUAUUUCUAUUAGGGGUUAAAUUAUUUCUUAAAGACAAAGGCACAAAAUCUUCAAGAAUACUUACAAUGUUUAAUCAGCGUUAUCAAAGAGAUCACUUCAGAUCAGCUGUGUGUCUCCUAUAAGGUCGUGACCAGGAGUGUCUCGAGUAUUUAUAAGCUGAAUGGGUUGAGCCCAGAUUCAGUUAAGAUCCUCUUUUUUUUUUUUUACCUGUAGAAGAUGACGUGUCCUGCAGUAACAUUGCUUGCAGUUUUUAUAAAUUCAUUUAAUGAGAGAAGAAGCAUGUAUAUUUAUUCUAUAAAAUCCGUAACUCAUUAUACUCAUCAGAUCAAUACGAUCAUGUUUUAUGUGUUUUACGAAAAAUUAGGAAAAUUUAUAUGCUUAGCAGUCACUCUUCAUAGUCUGAUUCAGACACAUUUUUGACAUGUCUUCUCAAACUAGAGGUAGCAAAAAAAAAAAAAAACCUUUUUACUUUUUCUUUAGAAACAAAGAGGCAUCAAACUUUAGAUAAGCUCUCCAUUGCUGUUCAGGAGAAUUAGUUGAGUCAUUAGAGACUUGGUUUGUGAUUUUUCUGUCCUACCAUCAGACGUGAAACUAAAUGCCACUUUACAGACAUCAGAAGCAUAAAAAGAGAGAGUGAAGCGGGGAAACAGAGGAUUCAGUGUUAAAGGGAUGAAAGAGGGAUUGAGCCUCCGCAGUGACUGUGUGUCUGUGUUGAGCGUUUGUCUCUCAGAAGGAGAGAUGCUGUGAAAGCACCAUGGAGCUGGAAGUUGCUGUUGGGUUCAGAAAACAGACCAGAAAGGACACUGUGGCGCUGCUGGAGGCCUGACUGACCCUGUCCUGAUCCUCCAUCCUAUACAGACAACAGCAAUGGAUCCAGAAUGAAGCAUCAAUAACCAUCAAGCUGCUCAGACCUGGAGUAAGAUGUUACCAGUGGUUUUAUUUUUCUCUCUCUUCUGUCUGACACCAGUGGCUACUGAAGUGGGUCUCGGUGGUAAAGUGCUUCUGUUUCCAACCGAGACCGACUCCAGUUAUGUUAAACUCACUCCUGAAAAGCCACUGAGUCUUUCAGCAUUUACUCUGUGCAUGCGUGUCGCAACUGAGCUCUCGGGCCAGAGAGAGAUCAUUCUGUUCGCCUACCGCACACAGAACUAUGAUGAGCUCAACGUGUGGAGAGAGAAAGAUGGCCGCUUGUCCUUCUACCUCAGUGGGAGUGGAGCGCUUUUCUACCUGCCUCCUCUCUCCACCUUCCGGACCCACGUGUGCGUCACCUGGGACUCUGUGACUGGUCUUUCUGCCUUCUGGGUGGAUGGACGUCGCAGCUCAUACCAGCUGUAUAAGAAAGGUCACUCAGUUCAACCUGGUGGCACCGUCCUGCUCGGUCAAGACCCUGAUAACUACCUGGGAGGCUUUGAUAAGAAUCAGAACUUUGUAGGAGAAAUUACAGAUGUGCACAUGUGGGAUUAUGUUCUCUCUGGCAGUCAGAUUAGAGCAGUUUAUGUAAACCAGGAACCGUAUGUGCCGAAGGGAAAUGUGUUCAACUGGAACACCAUCAAAUAUGAGAUUAAAGGAGAUGUACUAGUGGUGAAAGAUAACUGAUUCUGAUCAGGUGUAAUGUCACACAUUUGUGUCAACCUCUGUGACCUGUUCAUCUGUUUUAAUGAUUUACAAAGCUGUAAAAGCUAACAAAUAAAUUCUUUCCUCAGCAUUA